AUGUUGGAAACCAUAGACAAAAGCCGAGCGCUGCAGGCAGCUGAGCGCUUACAGGCCAAGCUGCGAGAACGAGGCGACGUGGCCAAUGAAGACAAGCUGAACCUCCUGAAGUCAGUCCUCCAGAGCCCGCUCUUCAGCCAGAUCGUGCACCUCCAGGCCUCCAUGCAGCACCUGGAUGACCAGGUAAACAGUGCAGCCCCUACGACUUUAAAUGUCGAAUACAGCCACACUCCACAUCUCAGCCCAGCUCUGGUUCCUGCCCUGCAGAAUGGACCAUUUGCCUUGUCCUCAAAUGGUGGGAAUGGAGAACCCGUGGGAUCUGGGGCUUCUCACCCCAGUGGGAGACCAGCCUGUGAAGACUUUGACCAGAUGAUCAAAAAUAUGGCCCAAGGCUGCCAUGUGGAAGUUUUCGAGCUCCUCAAACCCCAAAGUGGAGGCCUCGGGUUUAGUGUUGUGGGCCUGAGGAGUGAAAACAGGGCAGAAGUGGGCAUCUUUGUGCAGGAGAUACAGGUGGGCGGUGUGGCUCACAGAGAUGGAAGGCUAAAGGAAACCGAUCAGAUCCUUGCUCUCAAUGGGCAGGCACUUGACCAAACACUUACGCCCCAGCAGGCUGUCAGAAUCCUUCAGAAAGCCAAAGAGAAAGUCUAGCUCAUUAUCGCCAGAGGCUCCUUGCCGCAAGUCAUGGGCCCCGUGGUGUCCCGCUCUCCAUCUGCGGCCAGCACCAUCUUGGCUCACUCCAAUCCAGUUCACUGGCAGCACGUGGAGACCAUUGAACUGGUGAAUGAUGGAUCUGGUCUGGGAUUUGGCAUCGUAGGAGGAAAGACAACUGGCGUGAUAGUCAAAACUAUCCUGCCAGGGGGAGUAGCCAGUCAGCAUGGACGGCUGUGUAGUGGAGACCACAUUCUAAAGAUUGGAGACACCGAUCUCGCGGGAAUGAGCAGUGAGCAAGUUGCACAAGUCCUCAGGCAGUGUGGGAACAGAGUGAAGCUGGUGAUUGCCAGGGGAGCCGUAGAGGAAACCGCAGCUCCAGCCUCGUUGGGCGUCACUCUGCCCCAGCCCCCAUCUUCCUCACCAGAAAUGCGGGUCGAUGCUUCAACUCAGAAAAAUGAAGAAAGUGAGACAUUUGAUGUGGAACUCACGAAAAAUAGCCAAGGAUUAGGAAUUACCAUUGCAGGUUACAUUGGAGAUAAAAAACUAGAACCUUCAGGAAUCUUUGUAAAGAGCAUUACAAAAAGCAGCGCUGUUGAGCAUGAUGGAAGAAUCCAAAUUGGAGAUCAAAUUAUAGCAGUGGACGGCACAAACCUUCAGGGGUUCACUAACCAGCAAGCAGUGGAGGUGCUACGACACACAGGACAGACCGUGCACCUAACGCUGAUGAGGAGAGGCGGCCCAAGGCAGGAAGAUGAGCUCGCACCAGGAGAGGACAGCACAAAAGACGCGGUACCAUCACCUUCCAACUCCAGCACGAGCAAAGAAAAUUAUGAAAAAGAAGAGGAUUCUUUAUCUCUGAGGAGAAGCGCCAGCAUUUUACCAAUUGAAGAAGAACAAUAUCCAUUACUUGCUUCUGAAAUAGAAGAAAUAGAAGAUGAGAAAAAGCAGGAAGAUGCUCUUUUGACAAAGUGGCAAAGGAUUAUGGGAAUUAAUUAUGAAAUAGUGGUGGCCCACGUGAGCAAGUUCAGUGAGAACAGUGGUUUGGGGAUAAGUCUGGAAGCGACAGUGGGCCAUCAUUUUAUCCGAUCUGUUCUUCCAGAAGGACCUGUGGGUCACAGCAGGAAGCUGUUCAGUGGAGACGAGCUGUUGGAAGUGAAUGGCAUAACUUUGCUGGGGGAAAAUCACCAGGAUGUGGUCAAUAUUUUAAAGGAAUUGCCCAUCGAAGUGACAGUGGUGUGCUGUCGUCGAACUGUGCCACCCACCACCCACACAGAACAGGAGAGUCUGGACAUCUGUGAAAUUGAGCUGACAGAAAAGCCCCACGUCGACCUCGGCGAGUUCAUCGGGUCCUCGGAGACAGAGGAUCCUGCUCUGGCCAUGAGCGAUGCGGGUCAGAACACGGAGGACGUUCAAGGACCGCUGGCCAUGUGGGAGGCGGACAUUCAGCACAUAGAUCUGGAAAAAGGACACAAGGGGCUUGGCUUUAGCAUUUUAGAUUACCAGGAUCCGGUUGAUCCAGCCAGUACUGUGAUUGUAAUCCGCUCCUUGGUGCCUGGUGGUAUUGCUGAGAGAGAUGGACGCCUUCUUCCUGGGGACCGACUUAUGUUUGUCAAUGACAUUAACUUGGAGAACAGUAGUCUUGAAGAGGCUGUCCAGGCCCUGAAGGGGGCACCCUCUGGAACUGUGAGAAUAGGAGUGGCCAAACCUUUACCUCUUUCACCGGAAGAAGGCUAUGUUUCUGCUAAGGAUGAGUCCUUUCUCUACCGACCACGCUCCUGCCAGGAGGAGGGCCUGGCCGACCGAGCCUUCUUCAGGGCUGACCUUGCUCUGGUGGACACAAAUGAUGCUGACUUAGUGGAUGAAUCGACACUUGAGUCUCAGUAUUCACCUGAUAACGACAGUAUCUACUCUACUCAGACUUCUGUUUUAUCUCUUCAUGGAAGUACUUGUAGCGAUGGCCUGACCUAUGGCACCUCUCUUGCUUCCUCUCCUCCCAAGGAUGUUGCUGAAAACCCAGUGCUCGAUUUGCAUAUGUCCUUGGAGGAACUGGACGCCCCUCACCUCCUGCAGCCACCAGAGGAGAGUGUGCCUUCUGCGGACUUGAGUCCAAGGCCUGCUUCUGGCUUCGUCUUAAAUGAUUACGUGCCUGCAAACGCUUUGGAGCAACAGUACCAGUGUGAAGACGCAGCAGCGUGGGCCGACUCGCAGCUGCCCAGCGAGGUUCUGGCAAGUUCAGAGCUGUUUUCCUCCAUGCUCCCUGAUUCCCCUGGAAAGGACUCUGAGUACUUACAUGAACAGAACCCUCUGGUUUCCUCUACUGAGUGCGUCAUGCUCCAAAAUAUAUCCAAGGAAUCAUUUGAGAGGACUAUUACUAUAGCCAAAGGCAAUUCUAGUCUAGGGAUGACAGUGAGUGCUCAUAAGGAAGGCCUGGGGGUGAUUGUGCGAAGCAUUAUUCAUGGUGGAGCCAUUAGUCGGGAUGGCCGGGUCACCGUGGGCUCCUGCAUCUUGUCCAUUAAUGAAGAAUCGACCAUCAACUUAACCAAUGCCCAGGCACGAGCCAUGUUGAGAAGACAUUCUCUUAUUGGGCCUGACAUAAAGAUCACUUAUGUGCCUGCAGAACAUUUGGAAGAAUUCAGAAUAGGUUUGGAGCAACAAUCAGGAGGACUCAUGGCCCUGGACAUUUUUUCUUCAUACACUGGAAGGGACAUCCCAGAACUGCCGGAGCGAGAAGAAGGAGAGGGAGAAGAAAGUGAACUUCAGAAUGCGGCCUACAGCAACUGGAACCAGCCCCGGCGGGUUGAACUGUGGCGAGAACCAAGCAAAUCCCUGGGCAUCAGCAUUAUUGGUGGACGAGGGAUGGGGAGUCGACUGAGCAACGGGGAAGUGAUGAGGGGCAUUUUCAUCAAGCACGUUCUGGAAGACAGUCCGGCGGGCAAAAACGGAACCCUGAAGCCUGGAGAUAGGAUAGUAGAGGUGGAUGGAAUUGAUCUCAGAGACGCAAGCCAUGAGCAAGCUGUGGAAGCCAUUCGGAAAGCAGGCAGCCCUGUAGUGUUCAUGGUACAGAGCGUUAUAAGCAAACCAAGGAAAUCCCCUUUGCCUACCUUGCUGCCCAAGCUCUCCCCUAAAUUCAGCUUCAGCCGCACUAACCCAUUUGCUGACUCUCUGCAAUUCAGCGCCGACAAGGCAUCUGGGCAAUCAGAGUUGGAGCCAGAAAAGGCUCCGCUGUGCACCGCGCCUCUGCCCCCUCCGUCAGCAUCUGCAGAGAUGGGCAGUGAUCUUGCCCAGACAUCUGCCAGCAGAGACUCAGAAGAUGUGGACAAGGAGGAUGAGUUUGGCUACAGUUGGAAAAAUAUCAGAGAGCGUUAUGGAACGCUGGUGGGCGAACUUCAUAUGAUUGAAUUGGAGAAAGGGCGUAGUGGCUUGGGACUAAGCCUUGCCGGAAACAAAGACCGGUCCCGGAUGAGUGUCUUUAUAGUAGGGAUUGAUCCCAAUGGCGCUGCUGGAAAAGAUGGCAGAUUGCAGGUCGCCGAUGAGCUGCUAGAGAUCAAUGGUCAGAUAUUAUAUGGACGAAGCCAUCAGAAUGCCUCAUCUAUCAUCAAAUGUGCCCCUUCCAAAGUGAAAAUCAUUUUCAUCCGAAAUAAAGAUGCAGUGAAUCAGAUGGCUGUGUGUCCUGGAAGUGUGGCAGAACCUGUGCCGGUCCCCUCCGAGAACGCCCAGAAUAAGGAGGCUGACUUAAGUGCUGCUACAGCGGACCUGGCAGGCGACCUCAGUUCAUUUACAAACGUGCAACACCUGGAGCUUCCCAAGGAUCAAGGGGGUCUGGGCAUUGCUAUCAGUGAAGAAGACACACUUAACGGAGUCGUCAUUAAGAGUCUAACCGAGCACGGGGUAGCAGCCAAGGAUGGACGCCUCAAAGUUGGAGACCAGAUUUUGGCUGUUGAUGAUGAAGUUGUUGUUGGGUAUCCUGUUGAAAAGUUCAUUGGUCUUCUGAAGACAGCAAACACCACUGUGAAACUUACCGUGUGUGCUGAGAGUCCAGAACCCCAGACUGUCCCGUCAGCAGCUGGUUCAGGGAGCGGGGAGAAAAAGAACAGCUCCCAGUCUCUGACGGUCCCGCCUUCCAGCUCCCCAGAACCAGAGUCUAUCCGAAGUGUGAGCAGGUCAUCAACACCAGCAAUCUUUGCUUCUGAUCCUGCCACCUGCCCCAUUAUCCCCGGCUGUGAGACAACUAUUGAGAUUUCCAAAGGGCGGACGGGGCUGGGCCUGAGCAUUGUUGGGGGUUCGGACACACUGCUGGGUGCCAUCAUCAUCCACGAAGUCUAUGAGGAAGGAGCAGCGUGUAAGGAUGGAAGGCUCUGGGCUGGAGAUCAGAUCUUAGAGGUGAAUGGAAUCGACCUGAGAAAGGCCACCCACGAUGAAGCCAUAAACGUGCUGAGGCAAACCCCGCAGAGGGUACGCCUGACACUCUACAGAGAUGAGACCCCGUACAAAGAAGAGGACGUGUAUGACACCCUCACUAUCGAGCUGCAGAAGAAGCCGGGGAAAGGCCUGGGAUUAAGUAUCGUUGGGAAGAGAAAUGACAGUGGCGUGUUUGUGUCAGAUAUUGUCAAAGGAGGAAUUGCUGACGCUGAUGGCAGGCUGAUGCAGGGGGACCAGAUACUCCUUGUCAAUGGGGAAGACGUCCGCAAUGCCACCCAGGAAGCUGUCGCUGCUUUGCUGAAGAUGAGUGAAAGCAGCCUGUCAUCCUUCACGUUCCCACUGUCUGGAUCCAGUAACUCCGAAUCCCUGGAGAGCACAUCGAAGAAGAAUGCUUUGGCUUCUGAAAUACAAGGAUUAAGAACAGUUGAAAUUAAAAAGGGACCCUCUGACUCAUUAGGGAUCAGCAUUGCUGGAGGAGUGGGCAGCCCCCUUGGAGAUGUUCCUAUAUUUAUUGCCAUGAUGCAUCCGAAUGGAGUCGCCGCUCAGACCCAGAAACUCAGAGUUGGGGACAGGAUUGUCACCAUCUGUGGCACAUCAACUGACGGGAUGACUCACACCCAAGCAGUGAACUUACUGAAAACCGCCCCCGGCCCCAUUGAAAUGCAGGUGGUGGCUGGAGGAGAGGUGAGCGUGGUCACAGGCCUGCACCAGGAGCCUGCCAGUUCUGGUCUGUCCCUCACAGGUCUGACGUCGAGCAGUAUAUUUCAGGACGAUUUAGGACCGCCUCAGUGCAAGUCCAUCACACUGGACCGAGGACCAGAUGGCUUGGGCUUCAGCAUAGUAGGGGGCUACGGCAGCCCGCACGGAGACCUGCCCAUUUAUGUGAAAACCGUGUUUGCAAAGGGCGCAGCCUCCGAAGACGGGCGUCUCAAGAGGGGCGAUCAGAUCAUCGCCGUCAAUGGGCAGAGUCUCGAAGGCGUGACCCACGAGGAAGCCGUUGCCAUCCUUAAGCGGACAAAAGGCACUGUCACUCUGAUGGUUCUCUCAUGA
Messenger RNA from Elephantulus edwardii (Cape elephant shrew), 6120 nucleotides. It is a transcript of the gene MPDZ, whose product is annotated as multiple PDZ domain protein. The record is from RefSeq and is a predicted model, not a curated record. Gene Ontology annotation, molecular function: protein binding. NCBI's taxonomy places the organism in Eukaryota, Metazoa, Chordata, Mammalia, Macroscelidea, Macroscelididae. The transcript has 45 exons.